AUGUUAUCUCAAGAAGAAAGGAAGCAGAUGAUUCUCAAGCUAUUUAUUGCGCUAAAGGAGUCGAACAUAUUCCCUGGAUAUACACCUGUGCAAAUUAAGGAGGCAGCCAUAAGAGCCGAACAGAGGAUAUACGAAGAAAGCAAUUCUAAAGAAGAGUACCUGAGAGGCAUGGGCGAAAGAUUUCAGAGGAUCGAAAGAGUUGUGAGUAAUAGGAAUAGAAGUGAUGGAAAAGAGAAAAAUACUCAAGAGCGAGGAGGGCCAUAUAUAUAUGCUAAGCCUCAAACUGUUAAAGGCCAAGAACUUGGAAAUGUUUCUGGAGAAACUUCAACUUCUACAAAGCAAGAUUAUGCUCACGGGAAUGGCAGCUUUGAAAGAGGAGAAAGAAGAUUGUCUGAGCAGCUAUUUACAGAAAAUAAACAUCUUUUUGGCAAGCAAAAAGGAUUUGUUCCAUCUGAAAUCAUGGGAAUAAGUCGGAGCCAUGGCCUUAAAGAGUCGGAUAACAUUUCCAGAUUCAAUGACCGGGAUAUGGAGGGCAGUACUAGAGGAAGAUCCAAUUCGUGUAACAUCCAGGGUUCCCUUUGUGACCCUAUGGUCCAUGCGAUAGGUGGGGAGGGGUUUCCUAAUAAUUCCAGAAACCCUAUGUUUUUCAGGAGACCUCAAUCCGAAGUGGGCCCUUACAACCCAGUCAACAGAAAGAGCUUUCAAAAUGUUCCUGACCAGAGGCAUUUUUAUAUGCAAAGAGGGGGGUAUCAGCAAGACAUAUCACCCCAGUCAUAUAGACAUGCGAAUCAAGGAUUCGGUUCUGAGUUUAGCCGCUUUGAUUAUGGAGAAGGAAAUACCAAUGGAAGGUCUAAAGAUGAAAAUGUGCCUAAGUCUUCUAUUGAUAUGAAUUUUAGUGAAAUACAGCAAAGCAAGCUUCCAGGUAGUAGUACACUUAAUGGAAGAGGAUUUGUCCCUUUACAAUAUCCGCAACAGUUCGCCCACCCACCUUCCUCACCAUAUUCAAAUCCAGGAAAUAUGAAUAUGUUUCCAUUUUCAGGAAAGCCUACAUACCCAAACACUGGGCCUUUUGGGCCCUUAAACCAUCCAAUGUUUGGGCACAACCACUCUUCCAGAAUACAAAAUGUACAGGGUUUCCCCAUGUCUUCCGCUCCUGACACUAUUAGUGGUUUUCCUCAUCAAAGUCUUCAUGACCGGCCUACAAAUAUGUUUUCAAAGCCUCCUCAAAAUAGAGAAAGUCUCAAUACCGAGUGGUUGGGGAAUCCUUCGGUAUUUGACAGACAUUACACAAAUCCUGGGCAGAGUUCAAUGAAACCCUCGCCCAUAUUCUUUAACCAACAAGUCCAACAUCAGCCUUAUUUUCAUACUAUACGGAAUCCAGGUCAGUUUGGCCCUGGAAUGGAUAGAAAGGAAGCUGUUUCUGAAAAUUCCAACCAAUGGAUGUUUGGCUCAUCAAAUGAAGAUCCUCGAAUUCCAUAUGAUGAGUUUCUGCGCAGGAAUAGGAAUCUAAAAAAAAGCGUCGAGUACUUUUCCUCAUCUAAGAAUGAAAGAGAUGGUUUUCCUAUGAGCCCUGGGGAGUAUAAGACUAGCCCAAGCCAUCAUCCUUCUUGGCCCCCUAACGGAUUUAGGAGCUUCUUUUCGGAGGAUUCCCCACCAUGCUCAUCAGAAUCUGCUAAUUUACAGAAAAGAACAGAUAACUCUCCAUGGUUCAAAGAGGGGGCUCUCUACAAUACAAAUUCUGAGAAAACUUCACCUGAGAAUCUUGUUGAAAAGGGUAGAGGAAAUUAUAAUGUGCAUAGAGAAGAGGAAAGUAUUGAAUACAAUAAUAACAAUCCAGUAAUUCAACAUCAUUCUAAUACAAAAGAGGCGUCCCAGGGCAUAAACAGUAUAUUAGAACCUGAAAAGCCUUUUGCUUUUCCUAGUAAGAUAAAUAAUUUCUUUCAAGAACAUGAGAUGGAAAGGAUUUAUUUGGAUUACAAAGGACUUACAGAUCUGAAAUCAAGACUAAAUGAAGCUAUCAGUGUAAUAGCCAAGUCUCAAAAAAUAUACAAUGCUUUUAAAGAGGCUUUCCCUGGUUCAGAGCUGCUUCAAAAAUAUGAUGUAAUCAAGAAUCUGCUUGAAAAGCAAGAAGAGUAUCUCAACCAUGACGCUUAUUUUCUGAAGCCACGAAGCAUAGAUGGCUUCAUAGAUCAGAUCAAGUCCUUAACUAUUGACAUGAGCCAUGACUUGAAACUGAACACAACAGACGCCGGUGAUGUAAACUACGGAGAAUGCCUUAUGAAUGCUGUAAAGGCGUUUUCAGAAAGGAAAAAAAAAGAGGAAGGCUUUGGCCUGAAUGUAGUAAACGAAGAUGCAUACGAGUGA
Molecule: messenger RNA, 2364 nt
Organism: Encephalitozoon romaleae SJ-2008
Lineage: Eukaryota; Fungi; Microsporidia; Unikaryonidae
Exons: 1
Coding region: 1-2364 (787 amino acids)
Biological process (GO): regulation of DNA-templated transcription
Molecular function (GO): transcription coregulator activity
Source: RefSeq, a predicted model, not a curated record